AUGGAUAUUGAGAACUCAACUGCAAAUAAUAUUACUAUGGCACUUCAAGCUUUAGUAGACUUAUCAGAUCCAAUGUUUGAAAGGAAUAAUAACCAAGGGGAAACUCAAGAAGAAGCUGUUUUGACUAAUAAAAAACCAAGUAUGGAAUUUAAAA
Messenger RNA from Cetraspora pellucida, 154 nucleotides. The record is from the annotation of a GenBank genome assembly. Lineage: Eukaryota; Fungi; Glomeromycota; Glomeromycetes; Diversisporales; Gigasporaceae.